Messenger RNA from Dipodomys spectabilis (banner-tailed kangaroo rat), 3183 nucleotides. It is a transcript of the gene Gata3, whose product is annotated as GATA binding protein 3. Gene Ontology annotation, molecular function: zinc ion binding; RNA polymerase II cis-regulatory region sequence-specific DNA binding; DNA-binding transcription factor activity, RNA polymerase II-specific. Lineage: Eukaryota; Metazoa; Chordata; Mammalia; Rodentia; Heteromyidae. Gene Ontology annotation, biological process: negative regulation of transcription by RNA polymerase II; cell fate commitment; embryonic organ development. The record is from RefSeq and is a predicted model, not a curated record. Gene Ontology annotation, cellular component: nucleus. Bases 698 to 2032 code for a protein of 444 amino acids. The transcript has 6 exons.
CUGGCUCCUCCCCCUCGGCGCGGAUGACACUAGAACCUCCUUAAGUUGCGUCGCGCCACAGCUGUCUGCGAACACUGAGCUGCCUGGCGCCGUCUUGAUACUUUGAGAAAGAAUGCAUUCCCUGUAAAAAAAAAAAAAUACUGAGAGAGGGAGUGAGAGGGAGAGACGAAAAGAGGGAGAGACGGAGAGAGCGAGGCAGAGCGAGCUACACGAUCUGACCGAGCAGGUCACUCUCCUCCUCCUCCUCCUCCUCCUCCUCUUCUUCCCUGCUCCUCGCUACCCAGGUGACCCGAGGAAAGUCAGCCUCUGAGCGCCGGCGAGGAGCCCCGUGGACGGAAGAACCUGAUUUCAGAAUUCCAGCGUCCUCGUCUCCCUUUUGGGAUCCCCCCCCCCCCCCCCGCUUUAAAUCUGCUAGAUCUAGUUUGUGGAUUUUUUCCCUCCUUGCUUCUCUCUCUCUCUCUCUCUCUCUCUCUCUCUCCAAACUAUCAUUGAAAGAUUCCCCCCUCCCCCAGUCCUUUCAUUUGCCCACCUUUCCUUCCCAGACUUUGCGUUCUAUCCACCCGUCAGCCAGCUCUCCAGCGCCCUCGGGGGCCUCCGACGGCCGCAACCUCGCAGGCCGAUCGCCCUUCGCUUCUUCCCUCCGCGCGCGCGCGCGGGUUCCGGGCCCCGGCGAGAGGGCGCGAGCGUAGCCGAGGACAUGGAGGUGACGGCGGAUCAACCCCGCUGGGUGAGCCACCACCACCCCGCCGUCCUCAACGGGCAGCACCCGGACACGCACCACCCCGGCCUCGGCCACUCCUACAUGGACCCGGCGCAGUACCCACUGCCCGAAGAAGUGGAUGUACUUUUUAACAUCGACGGUCAAGGCAACCACGUCCCGUCCUACUACGGAAACUCGGUCAGGGCCACGGUGCAGAGAUACCCUCCGACCCACCACGGGAGCCAGGUGUGCCGCCCACCUCUGCUGCACGGAUCUCUGCCCUGGCUGGAUGGCGGCAAAGCCCUGGGCAGCCACCACACCGCCUCGCCCUGGAACCUCAGCCCCUUCUCCAAGACGUCCAUCCACCACGGCUCCCCGGGGCCGCUGUCCGUCUACCCCCCGGCCUCCUCGUCCUCGCUGGCGGCGGGCCACUCCAGCCCGCACCUCUUCACCUUCCCGCCCACCCCACCGAAGGAUGUCUCCCCGGACCCGUCGCUGUCCACCCCAGGCUCCGCCGGCUCGGCCCGGCAGGACGAGAAAGAGUGCCUCAAGUACCAGGUGCCGCUGCCCGACAGCAUGAAGUUGGAGGCCACGCACUCCCGCGGCAGCAUGACCACCCUGGGAGGGGCGUCGUCCUCGGCCCACCACGCCAUCACCACCUACCCGCCCUACGUGCCGGAGUACGGCUCCGGACUCUUCCCGCCCAGCAGCCUGCUGGGGGGCUCGCCCACCGGCUUCGGGUGCAAGUCAAGGCCCAAGGCGCGAUCCAGCACAGAAGGCCGGGAGUGUGUGAACUGCGGGGCAACGUCCACCCCACUGUGGCGGCGAGACGGCACUGGACACUACCUUUGCAAUGCCUGCGGGCUCUACCACAAAAUGAACGGACAGAACCGGCCCCUAAUCAAGCCUAAACGAAGGCUGUCGGCAGCUAGAAGAGCAGGGACCUCGUGUGCCAACUGCCAGACCACGACCACCACCCUCUGGAGGAGGAAUGCCAACGGGGACCCGGUCUGCAAUGCCUGUGGGCUUUACUACAAGCUGCACAAUAUUAACAGACCCCUGACUAUGAAGAAGGAAGGCAUCCAGACCAGAAACCGAAAAAUGUCUAGCAAAUCCAAAAAGUGCAAAAAGGUGCAUGACACGCUGGAGGACUUCCCUAAGAGCAGCUCCUUCAACCCCGCCGCCCUGUCCAGACAUAUGUCUUCCCUCAGCCACAUCUCCCCUUUCAGCCACUCCAGCCACAUGCUGAGCACGCCCACGCCCAUGCACCCACCGUCCGGCCUCUCCUUUGGACCUCAUCAUCCUUCCAGUAUGGUCACCGCCAUGGGUUAGAGCAGAGCCCGGCUCUAUGACCACCCGUCUCUGAGCGCGUGCAAGAGUCCCUCCGACCCCUUCUACUUGCAUUUUUUUGCAGGAGCAGUAUCAUGAAGCCUAAACCGCGAUGGAUAUAUGUUUUGGGAAGGCAGAAAGCAAAAAUGACUAUUUUGUCUCUUUUGCAAAGGAGCUCACGGUGGUGUCUGUGUUCUGACCCCUGGAUCUGGAUCCCAUCUGUGAAUAAGCCAUUCAGACUCAUAUUCCCUAUUUAACAGGGUCCCUAGUGCUGUGAAGAAAUUUUGCUGAACAUUGCAUAUAACUUAUAUUGUAAGAAAUACUGUUGUACAUUUGAGGAAGACUUUAUUGCACCUGGGUAGCUGUAAGAAAGGCAUGAAGGAUGCCAAGAGUUUUAAGAAAGAUGGGGGAAAAUAAAGUAUGGAAAUUCAGAAGAAACUAGAUCUGAUAUUCUAAUGGACAACUUGCCAGUUGUUUGAUGCAUUAAAAGGACAAAAAAAAAAAAAAAAAAGAAAAAAGAAAAAAAAAGGAAAAAAAAGAAAAAAAAAGAUAAAAGUUGUAGGCAAAAAUCAUUUGUUCAAAGCUACGGGGCCUGGGCAAAGGAAAUCUGGGCACACAAAUUGCCAGUGAGGGUUUGGAGGGUCACUUCUAGGCCUCUUAUGCUUUGUGAAUAAGUCCCUGUAAUUGUUGUUUGUAUGUAUAAUUCAAAGCACCAAAAUAAGAGAUGUAGAUUUAUUUCAUCAUAUUAUACAGACUGAAUUGUUGUACAAAUUUUAUUUACUGCUAGUGUUAAGAACUGCUUUUUUUUUUUUUUUUUGGUUUUCAUGUUUCCUUUCUUUUUCAAUUUUCAGUUGAAUAAACUAGAUUUAUGUUCAGUUGACCUAAGGUGAUUGUGCUCUGGAGGGUUUAUUUCCCGUUUUGUUUUUUGUUUUUGGAUGAUAUUUAUUGAAUAGCAGUAUCUGUCUCCACCCUCACCUCUGCAGCCUAAGCUAUGAGCUUAUUGCAGCUUAUGAAUGAGCUACCUAUGUGCAUGUCAGGGACCCCUGGCUCCUGCAGGCCAUGGUCCUGAGAUCAGCCUCGCCUGGCUUUAGCCUCCCUGUCCUGUUCUGUGUUAGUGAUCAUUGCCUUUAAACAGUCUGUUGGAAUAAUAUUAU